AGAACCAUGCCUGGGAUACGUUCUAUUCCGAUCUGCCCCGGACAGUUGUACAAGUCUGGAACCUCCUACUCGGCAAUCUAUACACCGUUCAAUUCUCAACUGCUUGAGGGAUUUACCCUCAGGUGAAAGUAACAUUCGCAUAUUCCUUGUCCCUAAUACGCCAUACGUACUACGACAUGUCUACGGUGACACAGUCCAUCUUGAGCCUCGGCGGGGUCUUUCAGAUAGUCUGAUUGAGUACGGUCAAAUAAAGCCUCAAUUCUGUUUCUUUCCAUCGAUCGAUCGAAUAUCCCUCAAUUGGAAGAAUCAAACAUGGCCGCUUCGUUUCCGUCCAAACAGCAAAUGCUGUCGGAUCUUGCCAGCGUGAUUGCAUCAAACGCCACUGUCGUUGAUGACGAACUUGGAAGCAAAGAACUUCCGCCACUAGAUGAUGAGACCUUUCCCAGUUCCUUCCCCCUACUGAGUCCAGAGGGCUCUCGUGCUCGAUUCGAGCUGCUAUCUGCAGCAUUGACUCUGUUCCGGCUCGCGAGCGGACCAUCUGAAACUUUGGACCAUGUCACCAUGAAGGGCUUCGAACUAGGCACAAUCGCAACCCUCCUCCGCCUCCGCAUCCCGGAGCACAUCCCCAUCGGUAGCGCCGUCUCCCUGCAAACCCUCUCUCAAUUAACCUCUAUCGACGUCGACCUCCUAACACGCCUAAUCCGCUACGCUAUCUCAACCGGCUUCCUCACCGAAGCAGAACCAGGCCUCAUCCGCCACAAUGCCCUUUCAGCAGCUACCGCGCGUGACCACAAUAUGCGCGACAGCGCGUUGUGGAAUGUCAUUGUGGGAGCCCCUGGUGGGGUUAAAAUGUACGAAGCGCUGCAGUUGGAUCCCACGGGGAGAGAUAAUACGAAGACGGGGCUUAGUGUUGCUAUGGAAGAGCGCGGGGAGCCGCGCGGGACGAUGUGGGAUUAUCAUGCGUUACACCCCGAGGAUGAAGUGCGAUUCAAUAAUGCCAUGGCAAGUACGGAGACGGUUUCUAUCCAUGCGUGCGAGCAUGUGGUUAGGGGGUUUGAUUGGUCGAAGGUCAAGACUGUUGUCGAUGUCGGCGGCAACGAAGGCCACCUUUGCAUGACAAUAAUAAACGCCUACCCCCACAUAACCGCCACAAUCCAAGACCAAGCCCGCGUUGUCGCAACCUCCGCCCCCCUCCUACCCCCCAAAUACAACACCUCCAUAGCCUUCAAGGAACACGACUUCUUCCACCCUCAGCCCACAAUUGCAGACGUCUAUAUUCUCCGUUUCAUCCUGCACGACUGGCCCGACGACAAAGCCCGCGACAUCAUCCGCAAUCUCCUCCCCGCGCUCAAACCAGGUGCACGGAUCCUCAUAGUUGACCACGUCGUUCCUAGCGUUGGCGCCGGUGAGCAGAAGAUUAAUAGAUAUAUGGAGCAGAUUAUUCGGCAGAUGGAUGUUACUAUGUUUGGGUUGUUGGCGGGGAGGGAGAGGUCGGUGGAGGAUUUUGAGAGGUUGGUGUUUAGGGGAUGUGUUACGCCGGAUGGGAGUUCGUUGAGUAUUUUGGAGUUUCAGUUUUUGGGAUAGAUAGCAGGGUGUGAUUAGUUAGUCUGUCCGAUUUAUCUGGUCUACUCCGUAGAAUACUCAAGUGAGCACGUCACCCCGGAACACAAGAUCUAUGUUAUUCAUUACCAGUAGCAGAGGAGAGUUAAUGAGAAGACUAUUGCAGCAUCA
This is a messenger RNA of Aspergillus ruber CBS 135680, 1731 nucleotides long. Its product is annotated as S-adenosyl-L-methionine-dependent methyltransferase. The record is from RefSeq and is a predicted model, not a curated record. Gene Ontology annotation, molecular function: O-methyltransferase activity. The coding region runs from base 313 to 1584 and encodes 423 amino acids. The transcript is spliced from 4 exons. Lineage: Eukaryota; Fungi; Ascomycota; Eurotiomycetes; Eurotiales; Aspergillaceae.